This is a messenger RNA of Prosopis cineraria, 3026 nucleotides long. RefSeq lists its product as uncharacterized. Bases 293 to 2599 code for a protein of 768 amino acids. The transcript is spliced from 19 exons. NCBI's taxonomy places the organism in Eukaryota, Viridiplantae, Streptophyta, Magnoliopsida, Fabales, Fabaceae. Gene Ontology annotation, molecular function: protein phosphatase regulator activity; protein phosphatase binding. The record is from RefSeq and is a predicted model, not a curated record.
UUAGAUAGAUUCACAAAUAUAUUUCAGCCGUAUGAUCACAUUACUCUAUUCGCAUCUCAACAGCCUUUUCCCCGCAUUUGAAUGUGAUUUAGUUCUCUCUGCGAUUUCUGGAUUUGGUUGAUGUGUGAUCGAUUUGAAUCUUCGCGUUUUUGAUUCUAGGGUUUCCUUUGGAUCACAUCCCUGGCCAUUCGUCGAUUGAUCAUUCAAAGCUUUUGGAAGGCUUUAGGGUUUCUGGGUUGGCAGAUCCGUGUUCAGUUUGGUUCCUGAGGAACCAUUUCUUCAACAAUUCAACAUGUUUUGGCGUAUGACUGGGUUGUCCACAGCAUCUCCUGUGGAGACGCUUUUGGAUAAAGACAAUUUCACUUUAGAAGAAUUGCUUGAUGAGGAUGAGAUUAUCCAAGAAUGCAAAGCUUUGAAUAGUCGCCUUAUAAAUUUUUUGCGUGGAAGAGCACAGGUCGAGAAGUUAUUACGAUACAUUGUUGAAGAGGCUCCUGAGGAUGCUGAAAAGAAGCGAACUUUCAAGUUUCCUUUUAUAGCUUGUGAGAUUUUUACAUGUGAAGUUGACAUCAUACUCAAAACUCUUGUAGAGGAAGAGGAAUUAAUGAAUUUGUUGUUCUCCUUUUUGGAUCCAAAGCCAUCCCAUAGUAACCUGCUGGCUGGGUAUUUUAGCAAGGUUGUUGGAUGUCUGUUAUUACGCAAGACAGUUCCUUUCAUGCAAUAUUUACACGCACACCAAGAUAUUGUAAAGAAGCUGGUUGACUUGAUUGGAAUUACAUCUAUCAUGGAGGUUUUGAUACGCUUGAUUGGUGCUGAUGAGCAUAUGUAUGUAAAUCAUGUGGAUGCAAUGCAAUGGAUUGAAGACACUGACGUGCUUGAGAUGAUUGUGGACAAGUUCAGUUCUUCAGAUUCUCCAGAAGUGCAUGCUAAUGCAGCUGAAACACUCUGUGCCAUAACAAGAUUUGCUCCACCUGGGUUUUCUUCUAAAGUCUGCAGCCCUAGUUUUAUUGGGAGAUUGUUUCAACAUGCUUUAGAAGACUCUCGGCCAAAGUCUGUUCUUGUUAAUUCUCUUUCCAUAUGCAUUUCUUUGUUGGACCCCAAGAGGCAUACUUUUGGGGGAUAUCAUUCAUACAACCGCCAAAUGUCCAAUGGACCCACAGUAACUGCAAAUCCUGAGGCUGUUGAAGGCAUGUUAGAAAGCCUAGGUGGUUUACUCGAGCUUUUAGACAUUUCUCCUUCAGAAAGUCUCUUGGUAACUACUUAUGGCAAGUUACAGCCACCUCUUGGGAAGCAUCGGUUAAAGAUUGUAGAGUUUAUAUCAGUCUUACUGAGUGUUGGUGGUGAAACUGCUGAGAAGAAAUUGAUUCAUCUUGGAGCAGUGCAAAAAAUUCUUGACUUGUUCUUUGCGUACCCGUAUAAUAACUUUCUGCAUCACCAUGGAGAGAGCAUAAUAAUAUCAAGCUUGGAGAGCAAGAAUUUUGCUCUUAUUGAACAUGUUCUUCGUGAGUGUGAUAUUGUUGGGAAAAUACUGAAUGCAGAGAAGCAUUUCACGUUGGAAGCUGAUACAAAUAAGCAGCCAACAAUACCUACAGAGGGUAAACCACCACCCAGGAUCGGAAGUAUUGGGCAUUUAACCCGUAUAUCUAACAAACUUGUCCAGGUUGGGAAGGGCAACAGUGAGAUUCAGGCACAUCUGCAGGAAAAUAGUGAAUGGACAGAUUGGUACAUGAAUGUUCUAACAAAGCGAAAUGCUAUAGAAAAUGUCUAUCAAUGGGCAUGUGGGAGACCAACAUCAUUGCAUGACAGGACUAGGGAUAGUGAUGAGGAUGACUAUCAGGACCGGGACUAUGAUGUUGCGGCAUUAGCAAAUAACUUAAGCCAGGCUUUCCGUUAUGGCAUUUAUAAUAAUGAAGACAUUGAAGAGGUUUUUUUCCCCACAAGGGCUCAUGGCUCUCUUGAACGAGAUGAUGAGGAUGUUUAUUUUGAUGAUGAAUCUGCUGAAGUUGUUAUAUCAUCUUUGCGGUUGGGGGAUGACCAUGAAAGCGGGUCUCUCUUUACAAAUUCCAACUGGUUUGCUUUUGAGGAAGAUGGAGUUGCCAAUGAGCGAUCAACUGGUUCCCUUGCUUCUCCCUCGCCUAAUGCUGAGGAGACUGGAGUUAUCAGUGGCAGUGGAGACGAUAAUGUUAUUGUUGGUGAUGAUGAGGAUUUGGUUGACACUGCAACAUCAUCUCCAGAACCGGGACCUAAAUCAGAACCUGUUGAAACUGACAAACCACUUGAAUGGGUGGAAUGGAGAGAAUCUUCAGAUGCCAAUGUCUCUGCUGAGCUUCCCAAUGGAGAACUUAAGGACCAAUCAGGCAAUGAUGUUUCUAGUCCAGCUGAAACAUCUCCGUCAUCCAGUGCUGCAUCAACAAAGGAUGUGACAGCUGAACCAUUAGCAUCACCCAAUGAGAACUCGAGCAAGGAAAUCUUCCUGCCUGCAGAAACAGAAAUUGGAACUAACAGUUCACCCGCACCUAUGGAUGUGGAAGUAACCAAAGUUGAGGGAGACAGUAACAAGGAUGCUAAAGAUGACAAAGGGGUUGAAAAAACGAAUUGCUAAUGUAAAUUCUUGAAUGAAUCAUCAUGGGGGUCUAACUGGGCAAACAUUAACAGAGGUGGGGAGAUGAAAUCUGGAGUUUGAAUUGGCAACAGUAUUUAGAACCUCUGAACAUCGAUGGAGCUUUACCUCAGCAGGAAUAUUGAUUCUUUUAUACCCACCAGCAAAUCGAGGCUCGCGCGUCAUUUGAAGCAUGAACUUUGGUGUUCCAUGAGUCUUUUAGCUCAUGCGGUUAGGUGCUACUGAAUUUUUCACGUGUCUAUAUCAAUAUUUAGCUUGUCCCAUUAGGACGCAACCGAAUUUUUCACCUUCUUUUUCGUGGAUAACUGUUAAUAUAAUUAUGUUUUAAAACAGAGUUCAGCUAUGAAAAUGAGUUCCUUGGCUGAAAAGUUUCAUAAACUCAUUCAAGGGGAUCUGAUUUUCGUGAAAA